Tetrahymena thermophila SB210 is the source of this 768-nucleotide messenger RNA. RefSeq names its product zinc finger, C3HC4 type (RING finger) protein. Gene Ontology annotation, molecular function: ubiquitin protein ligase activity; metal ion binding. The record is from RefSeq and is a predicted model, not a curated record. The transcript has 3 exons. NCBI's taxonomy places the organism in Eukaryota, Ciliophora, Oligohymenophorea, Hymenostomatida, Tetrahymenidae.
AUGAACUAAUCUUCUCCUUAAGAAAACCCUAAGAUGGUAGAGAAUGAUUUUAGUUUAGGAGUAGUUUUUACUGCUGUAUUUACUGCUAUUUUAGGAUUAGUUUUAACUGGUGCAAAAGCAAUAUUCACAAAGACAAAAAAUAUUGUAGUAGGCUAUGUCAAAGAAAAAAUAAAUAAUUUCUUUCACUGGGAUGAUACAUCUGCUCAUUAAAUAAAUAAGAAUCCUAACAAAAACAGAUUCGAUAUUAGAGUUUGCUCUAUUUGUUUGAAUAAUAUUAAAAAUCCUGUCAUGUCUGCUUGCAAUCAUCCUUUUUGUGCUGAGUGUAUAUUCAAUAUGUGGGAAACUAAGUAGAAAAAGAAAUUAAAUUGCCCUUACUGCAGAAGAGAUAUGAAUUUAUUAUAUAGAGAUUUUGAAGAAAAUGAAAUGAGAACUGAAGAAGAAAAAAAAAUCUUAAAAGAACUUAAAGAUUAUAACGCAUUAUACUCAGGACAUAAAAGAUCAUUCAUUGAAAUGAUUAGAGAUGCACCUUUUCUUUUAAAAAUGUUAAUGCUUAAGAUAAGAUAAUGGAAAAAUAUGUGGUAUGUUGUCACCACUAUGAUAACAAGCGGUAGAUUGAUAGCUUCCUUGCUAUAUAUUAUUUCACCGAUUGAUUUACUUCCAGAAUCAUUCUUAGGACCAAUCGGCUUAGUUGAUGACUUUGCAGUUAUUGGAAUUGCAUUAGUUAUAAUUGCUAACAUUUCUUACUAGCUCUUAAGAAGAGAUGAAUGA